Messenger RNA from Protopolystoma xenopodis, 282 nucleotides. Lineage: Eukaryota; Metazoa; Platyhelminthes; Monogenea; Polystomatidea; Polystomatidae. The record is from the annotation of a GenBank genome assembly.
UUCAUCCAACUUUUCCGUUCCCUAGGCAACAGAGGUUUGGACGGCCGUCGGGGAGCUACCGGUGACCACGGCAGCGUCAUGGUGCAAGGAGAAAAGGGCAUUGGAGGCCUGCCAGGCAGUUAUGGCCGGCCAGGCGAGCCAGGACGCAAGGGCUAUCCCGGACGGCCGGGCGAGAGCGGCGCCAAGGGCAGGGUUGGCUUCUUCGGCAUGAAAGGCUUCAAAGGUGGGUACGUCCGAGGGACACGGUGACUCUCCAAGAUUACCUCUAUGGAGAGUAAGUAA